AGGCAGAAUACACCCCGGUGAGAUAAUAAUACGGGCCACUUCGUUUGCCUGGUUCUUCCGCCCAGCGUGAGCGUUUUACUGUCACCUGCCUCUGCCUUGGUAUAAUAAGAUCGUUACCAGGCUUAGCACGCCUUGCUUUGCAAAUCUGUUCAGUUUCACAAAUACUCGAUAUAUUACGAUCCAAAGCAUCUGGUCGUAUACACUUAGUCAUUAUCAAUACCCGCAAGCUGUUGCGACAGCACUGAGUUAGUAUACGCUUGCAGAACCUGCUUACCAAUAAAAUAACCAUGUCGCGUUACGACGACGGCUACUCCCACGGUCGAUCGAGCCGCCUCAGAGAACGCUCGCCCGACUACGCAUAUACGGGCGGCGAUUAUCCUACGAGCUAUGAGGAAAGCCGGCGAAUCGCAGCUAUGGAGAGCCCCGUAUACGAGGCCGCUCCGCCGCUGAAGCAAUUGACUUAUGAGCCGCACACAACAGCCUAUCCUUCUCGAUCGCAGUCAAACUUAGACGUCCUCGACCCGCGCUCUCGACCAAGAUCCUUGCCACCCCCGGUUGAGUAUCGUCGGCGGAGUCGCGGAAGGAGAAAGGAAAAGAGAUAUAAUAGAGAUGGCGAUACCGAUGACUCGGAUGAUGACCGGGCGCGGACUCCGAUCGAGAAGACGCGUAACUUCGUCGAUAAUACGUUUAGUGACACUACUGCCGGCCUGAGCGUUGGUGUGCUGGGUGCGUUAGUGGGCGGCUUAGCCGCUAGGGAAGCAGUCGAUGCCACGAGCAAACGUAACGGUCAUCAAGAGGACACGGAUCACAAGCGCAAUCAACUCAUUGGCACUGUGGUCGGAGCAGCGGUCGGCGCGUUAGGAGCAAACGCGGUGGAGAAACGACUAGAGGUGCACCGUGAGAAGGAGAAAAUCAAACAGGAGAAAUGGGAGCGCAAGUUUAGACCAAACUCCGAUGUCGUCGAAAGGCGCGAGUUUGUCACGCGGCCGCGUAGCAGUAGCGGCGGUGGCCACAGUGGGAGGAGAGACUGGGAUCCGUGGGAAGAACGCGACCGGGACCGCGCUAGAAACCGCGGCGUUGAACGGGAAGUCGAUCUUGGGGCGCGUAGCUGGAAGAACGUUGAAGAUUGGCUUAAUGACGAGGGGAAUGAUAACAAACCGAGAUCGAGCGACGGAUAUCGAUAUUAGGGGGCUGUGCUACCGUAAGGCCCCUGUGGCGUCGGGUAACUUUUCGCCCCUAUCCGUUUAGGUAUUCUGUGUAAUGUGAGAUGCCGCCACCCGGAUGGUGGCUUGCGUUGGCCGAUAUCUAUUCCUCACGUCGAUGAUUCUCUCUUUUCCUAGCUCUUAAUUCCAUAUUUCUAGAUUUACGAUUACCUUUGGUAUACAUGCCGAAUAGAUGAGUGACGAUACUAGAUUUAUCUUUUAGUUAGAUAGUAGGUAAUCAGGCAGCACAACAUACCCACCUUAAUUACAUAAGACUCGUUGAUUGCACACAGGAAGAGAAAAAACUGUAAACCUUCCCGAUGUAUCUAAUAAACACCAAUAUCAAUUUCACGUUUCCAAUAGGCCAAAGCACUAGCGAUACUAUACCUAAACACGAUUGAUGACCUCAUUCCAUGUGUGAAGA
Molecule: messenger RNA, 1626 nt
Organism: Annulohypoxylon truncatum
Lineage: Eukaryota; Fungi; Ascomycota; Sordariomycetes; Xylariales; Hypoxylaceae
Exons: 1
Coding region: 288-1187 (299 amino acids)
Source: RefSeq, a predicted model, not a curated record